Hydatigera taeniaeformis is the source of this 678-nucleotide messenger RNA. NCBI's taxonomy places the organism in Eukaryota, Metazoa, Platyhelminthes, Cestoda, Cyclophyllidea, Taeniidae. The record is from the annotation of a GenBank genome assembly.
AUGACCGUUUCAACCAAUCGAGAACCUAUAGAGGCUUUUCAUGAUCGUUUCAUUUCUACUAGGCCGGGUAGUUUUGUGGUUCGUGAUAGCGGUACCCACUCGAACUGCUACGCCCUCUCGGUGCGUGUCGGCGGGAACGAAGGUGAAGCUGUUCAUUUGCACCCCACUGCUGCAGCUGAGCGCUGUCUUUCCGCUGGUAUGGCACCGCGUACCGCCCUUGCCGGAGGCGCUAAUAGUGGUGGUGGGGGAAUAAGCCAUUAUUUGAUCCAACGCACUGCCACAGGCGUACGUUUAAAGGGGCUAGAGAAGGAAUGGCCUUCCCUGGCUUGCCUUAUCCUCCACCUCACUGUCAUGCCCGAGAUGUUGCCCUGUCCCCUCCUUGAUGCACCCCAGUCCUCCUCCAAUCCAGCUGCUUUCUUCCGUGGAGGUGGUGCCUCAGUACACCCUGCACAUUUCGAACAGGCGCCUGACGCUUGCGCUUUUCGACCCAUCUCUGCGCGUGGCGGAGAUUCGGGUCCGCUCACUCCGUCACAGCAAGUACCACCACCGCCACCACCCCAUUCGGAGUAUCAGCAGUUGUCAGAGUUUUCUUCCCUCCUAGCCGACCUCAACAUACCUGAGGAGAGGCGAAGGCACCGACCACACCCACCGCCACCUCCUCCGGCACGGAUUCGAUGA